This is a messenger RNA of Strongylocentrotus purpuratus (purple sea urchin), 2542 nucleotides long. RefSeq names its product forkhead box protein C2-A-like. Lineage: Eukaryota; Metazoa; Echinodermata; Echinoidea; Camarodonta; Strongylocentrotidae. The transcript has a single exon. The coding region runs from base 244 to 1443 and encodes 399 amino acids. Gene Ontology annotation, biological process: anatomical structure morphogenesis; regulation of transcription by RNA polymerase II; cell differentiation. The record is from RefSeq and is a predicted model, not a curated record. Gene Ontology annotation, molecular function: RNA polymerase II cis-regulatory region sequence-specific DNA binding; DNA-binding transcription factor activity, RNA polymerase II-specific.
CAUGUAUGUCAAACAAUAGCCGUUAGCAUUGCAUAGCCUUUGUAUCUUGUUCGUUGUAUGCUAAGGUUGUAGACACCGCAUGAAUUUGGUUUCCUUGACAAUGCUAUGGUCCGGGUGAUGUAUACAACCAUCAAGUUCAUUUAAUGAUCAGACUUGGGCGAGUACACCACACGUUCGGCUCACCUCUCGCUGCUAAAAACGGAGAAAGUAAUCUAACCGUUUGGGCACCUCAAAGUCAUAAAUAUGAGUGUGGAUGUUGAAUCUUUAGAUGUGGAUGCUACUCAGCUAUCAAAGUUAAAGCUGUAUGUAUCAGGGGGUAACGAUACUAUGUCACAAAAGACUUACAGUACAGUGACCCCUCCGCCAUCUCCACUCGAUGUCCAUGGCGAUGUUGACUCCAGGCCUCCUCAUUCCUAUGUCAGGAUUGUGAUCAUGUCCCUGCUGGACUGCCCAGGUCAUGAAGCUACGAUAAGGGAGAUCUAUGACAUGAUCACAUACAAGUUUCCGUACUACCAAGAGAACCGUCUUCAUUGGAAGAACUCUGUGCGCCACAACUUGACAGUCUUUAGUUGCUUCGAGCGAGUCAUUACAGAGGAAGGUUCGACGUCCCGUGGUUCGAACCGCUGGAGACUGAUUGGAAACUGGAGAUCAAUACUGGAAAAAGCAGAAGCCGUUUCCGUUCGAAAGAGUAGACCAUGCACUCCGAGUAUUGUUGAAGAAUUCAUUAAGAAGAAGAAAAAGCACCAUCACAAGACAUCACGCAUUAAUAAGUUGGAUAUUGUUUCAAGGAGAGAAAAGGACCUGGCAAAGAGAAAGAAACGUGAAAAGGCGAGGAAACUGAGGCUAGCAGCUGGUAUUUGCAGAGUCAACAGGAUGCCUUUAGCAGAUUCAAACCAUCAUGACUUCACUACUCCCGUCAAACCGACCGAAGAACCGCUUCCAUCCCGUAUGUCAACUCCUCCUCCUAGACUCCCUGGUAUCGAAAACAUCUUUCUACCUUCACCUACCCCAAGCAUCUCACCACUAAGAGAACCAAUGAACAUCUGGGAAGAUGCGCCGGACGAUUUUAAUCUUCUAUCCGUUCCUAAUCUCUCCCUCAUUGACGAAAUAACUGACAUAAUCUCCGCUAACGAUGAGGCAAAAGUUCCUCACCUUGAAGCCCAGACGGAUUCUUUAGACUUCAUAUCGCAGUAUGAAUCGGACAUCGACGUCGCUAUCGAACGACAAUCGACUUGGCAUCAAUUUACACCAGAACAGAGUCCAGCGAAAGCGUGGUCUGAGUUGUCGAAGGCAGGCCUCAACGGUUAUGCUUCAUCAGCAAAGAACAAGAACCUCUGGGAUCUUGUAGAUUCUACCGUGAAUCCUGAAUUUUUGGACAUGUAUACCCUUAACGGUGAGUGGUCCUCAUCAAUGAUGACAGGUGACUACCUAUUGGUAUCGUAAGAACAUCUCAUAUAAUAAUGAUGAGUAUAGUUAGAAAUUUGUUUUUAUUUGUUGUAAUAUCUUGUCUGUAUAUAUUAUUAAGUGAUCUAUAAUUAUUUCCCAUUACUUUUUGAGACACAAUGUUUAGUCAUUCUAGUUUGUUAAUUUAUGUAUGAACAAUUUUUUAUCCAAAUUAUUGAUCACCCGUUUCGAUGAUUAUUGUAAGAAAUUCAUAACGGUAUGGUUAUUAAAUCUGUAGUUCGUCAACAAGAUGUUUGAAAUAAUGUGUUAUUAUGCAUUUUGUGGUCGAUAACUUCUUUGUGAUAAUCAAUCAUUUUACUACGAGAUUGCGUUAUUAUCACUAUUUACUGGGUUGUAGAGUCGGCAGUAAACUUAUGUUGAUGAGGUUCGUAAAAAAAUUCGCGACAAUCAUAUUAAGUAAAUACCUUUUUUUAAUAUUCGAAAUGAACGUCACCAUCAGCUGAUUAAUCAAUACCUGCUUUCCCAUUUUGUUUAACUUAUCAAUUCGACCUUAAUACCCCAUUUUGUUUAGGAACACAUACCGUGUAAAUAUAGAGUUGCUAAAGCAUUGAGUUAUAACAAGUUACCUCAUAUAUACUUAUCAUAGUAUUAUGUACUGGCAUUCAAAAGAGAUUCAAAAGUUGCCAUUAAUGAUUACAUAAGACAGGAAAUAUUUUUACAUUUCCAUCCCUUUGUUAUCGAAUAAUUCAACUAAAGAUAAAUUACGCGCACAAUGUGUUGUCGUGUUAUAUACUAAUAUAAGAGUAAAAGAUGUAAAUCUGACGGCAAAUAAUUUUUGUUAAUUACAUAAAUGUGAAUUUUUUGUUCUAAGUAGUCAAUUAAUCCAUUGGGUCCGUAUAGUGCACGAAUUACUCGUUGCCAUUGUAGCAAUACACGGUCAAUUUCUGAAUGUGAUAUGUUUCUUCAUAUGGAUUGGUAUCCACGGUUGCUAGUUUUCUUUCUAUUAAAUACAUACGCAAUGUCGUAAGAAUUGAAUAUGUUAAGUGCCUCAAGAUAGCCAAUGUGUCUGUAAAUACGAAUUUUAAUCAAUACGUACAUGAAAAGCAAUAAAUGACCUUGAAGAAAAAAAAUCAUUUCA